GGGAGCCCACCACGGCGGCAGAGGCCUUUUGGAAAAUGCCACACAAAGAUGAGUUGAUGCACAGCGCGGCGAUGGGUGGUGGUGGGUUGUUUGGUUGUUCGUCUGCUGGCCACAGUGGAAUCAAUCAGCUUGGUGGAGUCUACGUCAACGGGAGACCCCUACCAGACUCCACCAGACAGAAGAUCGUGGAGCUGGCGCACUCUGGCGCGCGGCCCUGUGACAUCAGCCGGAUACUGCAGGUCUCUAACGGAUGUGUCUCCAAGAUACUCGGCAGGUACUACGAGACGGGGUCUAUCAAGCCUCGCGCGAUAGGCGGCUCCAAGCCUAGAGUGGCCACCACACCCGUGGUGCAGAAGAUAGCUGACUACAAGAGGGAGUGCCCGUCGAUCUUCGCGUGGGAGAUAAGAGACCGUCUGUUGAGUGAAAACGUGUGCAAUAAUGAUAACAUCCCUAGUGUAUCAUCAAUAAACCGUGUGUUGAGGAAUCUAGCAUCACAGAAAGAACAGGCAGCGUCCGCACAGAACGAUAGUGUUUACGAGAAGCUGAGGAUGUUCAAUGGCCAGGCAGCCACCGGGUGGUGGUACCCUGGGCUCCCCACAGCACCCGCAGCUCCUACCAUCCCACCCCCGUUGCCUCCGCAGUUAAACAGACCCGCGGAAGAGCUUAAAAGAGGGAAACUCCGAGCAUAGCGAUCUCCAUUGCCCUCUUAGCGACCAUAACCUUCCUCAAAGGGCCCACCGUUAGAUCACCC
Leptidea sinapis is the source of this 751-nucleotide messenger RNA. RefSeq names its product paired box protein Pax-6 (gene toy). Gene Ontology annotation, biological process: regulation of transcription by RNA polymerase II; anatomical structure development. The record is from RefSeq and is a predicted model, not a curated record. The coding region runs from base 36 to 689 and encodes 217 amino acids. The transcript is spliced from 5 exons. Lineage: Eukaryota; Metazoa; Arthropoda; Insecta; Lepidoptera; Pieridae. Gene Ontology annotation, molecular function: DNA-binding transcription factor activity, RNA polymerase II-specific; RNA polymerase II cis-regulatory region sequence-specific DNA binding.